Messenger RNA from Eufriesea mexicana, 1878 nucleotides. Its product is annotated as ankyrin repeat and death domain-containing protein 1A. Gene Ontology annotation, biological process: signal transduction. Lineage: Eukaryota; Metazoa; Arthropoda; Insecta; Hymenoptera; Apidae. The record is from RefSeq and is a predicted model, not a curated record. Bases 241 to 1878 code for a protein of 545 amino acids. The transcript has 14 exons. Gene Ontology annotation, molecular function: protein binding.
AGGGGCGAAACGGGGAUGAUUCGGCCAGUAGCAUGCCGCCCUUCGUGCAAUAAACAUCGUGCAGCUCGCUGGAAACGCAACGUCGAUGGUCUUCUUCGACUGAUCUCCGCUUUCUCCAGCUUCACGAUCUCUCACCUGCAAUCACACGGAAACUGCGUUAGCGAUACGUUCCACACGUUUAAUAGCGACGACGGACGAGAGUAAACAUGUAGACCGAGGAGGAGCGCGAGGCAACGAAAAAUGGUGGACAGGGAGGAAAUAGCGAAGACACCCUCGCCCCUGAAUAUCAACGAGGCAAUCGAGGGAGAGGUGUUGAAUCAAAAGACUGCACGGAGGCUUAAGAACGAUCUUCUGUUAUACGAGGCUGUGAUAAAAAAUGAAGCGGACACCGUUCGCAAAGUGCUCAAGGAGGCUGUGGACGUGGAUUCCAGGAACAAUGUACCGCCAAUUCACUGGGCCGCAUCGAAGGGAAACACGGAGAUCAUCGAGAUGUUGAUACAAGCAAAAUGCGACAUCGAGGCGAGAGACAAGUUCGGCAUGCGUCCGUUACACAUGGCUGCGCGUUACGGACACAGGGACGCCGUGAAAAUGUUAAUCAACGCCGGGGCAAACGUGUCAGCGGUAAACAAGAAACAACAUACUCUCUUAAUGUGUGCUGCUCAAGGCAACAACGUUCGCGUUGUGGAAUACCUCGCGGAGGCUGUGGAAUUGCUGAACGGAGAUGCAACCGACAUCACCGGUGCAACUGCACUUCAUCAUGCAGCCAGCGCUGGUCACCCGACUAUGAUAACCGCACUUUCCAAUGUGCCCAGGAUCGAAAUCAAUGCGACGGAUAAAAAAGGACAGACACCUAUACACUCUGCCUGUGAAAGGGAGCACCUGGAAGCGGUGGAAGUUCUGAUAGGACUGGGAGCCAACGUGGAUGCUCAAGACAACGAAGGGAACACCCUUCUGCACAUAGCCACGAGGACGAGGCACACGGCCAUAGCUGAAUUACUAUUAAGAGCCGGAGCGAACACCGAGUUAACCGACGAAAUGGGCUUCACGCCGCUCCAUGUAGCUGCCAGUCAGGGUUGCAAAGGGAUACUGGACUCGAUGAUUCAACAUGGCGCAGCACUCAACAAACAGUGCAAGUAUGGGAACACGCCUUUGCACUUGGCCUGUCAAAACAACGAAGUAGAAACGGUCGAGAUAUUGCUGAACAAAGGUGUCGAUUUAAAUUGCCUCAACUCGAGACUACAGUCGCCGAUUCACAUCGUCGCGGAAAUGGGGCACAAGGAGAUCUGCGAGAUGCUGCUGGCCGCGGGUGCGAAUAUCGAGCAGAGAGAACAGAGCGGCAGAAGACCUCUUUACAUAGCGGCGAGGGGUAGUUUCACGGCCAUCGUCGACAUGAUAAUUAAAACGGCGAGAUUGGACUACCCGACACCGGAGGACUCGACGUCCGACAAAGAAAUACGUGAUCUGACGCCGGCUAGGAGAAGAUGGCGCGAGGGAUCAAGGGGUGGAAGUAUAUCCAGUAACAAUAGCGCCUUUUCGGAGCACAUUCGAUCGAUCCUGUGGAAGCUGGCGUACAAACAGUUGGGCCCCGAGGAUUGGAAGAAAUUGGCGUUGCACUGGGCGUUUACACACGAUCAGAUUCAGGCGAUUGAACAUCAGUAUACCGGUCCUUCGAGUUACAAAGAGCACGGUUACCGGAUGCUGAUGAUCUGGGCGUCAGGAUUGAAUCCCGAGGCCUCUGUGGGCAAAGAACUUUGCGAUGCUCUGACUGCAGUGGACAAAAAGUCCGUCGCUGAAUCCGUUCGGAAGCACGUGGAUCAAGAGAAAGAUGGGAAAACGAAGUUGAACAAACAGCGAUGUCACAAAUGUUCGAUAACUUAA